Dibothriocephalus latus is the source of this 240-nucleotide messenger RNA. The record is from the annotation of a GenBank genome assembly. Lineage: Eukaryota; Metazoa; Platyhelminthes; Cestoda; Diphyllobothriidea; Diphyllobothriidae.
AUGCGUCAAAGGAAGUCCGACAAGAAUGACAAUGCACCGCUUGCGGACGAUAAUAAUCGUAUUCCCCUGCCUCUCCGAACCGUGGAAGCCUACGAAGACUUCACGCGAAGGCUUGCUGUUGACGACGAUGUCUUCACGCGCACGAUUGAUAUUCUCAAUGCUCCCGAGACGCAUAAUGAACAUCGGAAGAAGGAAUCACUCCAGCCAAAAGCUCCUACCUUUGUAGAUUUCGUCCCCUAG